AUGGCGCCAACCGUCCCUCAAGAGGUGGAGUCGUCGGGGUCCCGAUCGACGCGACGGUCCUAUUCCGCACGACGCCCUCGUGGCAUGCCCGCAUCUGCGGCCGCACCUUCCUCUCCAGAGGAAGCGGCUGCCGGAGAUUCAAUUGGCGCACAGUUGGUGACUCCCGAGCCUGCUUCAGCUUCAACUGCCGGAGGGAAAGCUUUGCCAGCUUCAACUGCCGGCGGGGAAGAGUUGACAGCUCCAGCUUCACCUGCCGGAGGGGAAGAGGUGGAGCCUAUGCUGGAGCCUGAGGAUACUGCUGCGGGUGCCAUGCUGGAGCCUGAGGAUACUGCUGCUGCAGGUGCCUUUUUACCCAACUCCUCUCCCCUCCGUAUGCCGUACCUGCUGGAGCAGGAUUCAAACGGACAACUCUGCGAAGAACAAUCCCCUGACCCGGACCCAGUGCUGAUGGAACCCUACUGGAAGGCGGAAAAAGAGUACUUUGACAAGAUAGCUCAAAUAACGAAGCUUCCCACACUGGAUUCAGACACUGCUACUAGUCCAAAUAUUAUUCAAGAAAGUGAAGCAGAUACCAUCCUUAAAGCAUCAGAGUUUGUUUUAGGGCUCUCCUCAUAUAUUGAUGGUGAGUUACUAAGAAACUGCUCUGGCAUUUUGAUGGAGUGGAGUAAGGGCGCUGGAACCAUUCUAACAACAUCGCAACUCAUCUGCUCAAGAUCUCCAAAUGUGGAUGAGUGGUUAGGCGGAGAAUCCGGAGAUGAAUAUGCUCUAAAUGCUGAGGUCCGUGUUCAGUUAUUGCAUAAGGAUGAUUUUGGGAAGGGUGAAUUGAUGUAUUUAGAUAAGCAAUAUGAUUUUGCCGUGUUCCGUGUACUCAUGGAUGAACCAAAGAAGUUACCUCGUUUCAGCAAUGAACGGUUUGCUCAGGAUGUUUUCCUUCUUGGAAGAUAUGAGUUGAAUUUACAAAUAGGUAAUGGCAAAGUGCUGAGCAAAGGUGCAGGCAAGUUUCAACAUCACCAUUACAUGUACACCGAUGGUCAUAUCUCUCCGUUUGGUGCUGGAGGGGCAGUUAUAAACUUUGAAGGAGAUGUUACUGGAAUGAUAACUAGUUCCAUACAUUUCAUACCUUCUUCAAUCAUUCGAAAGUGUUUGGAGAUUUGGAGGACAUACAGUCAUGUACCUCGGAUCCAUCUUGGGAUGAAGCUUUUUGGCAUCAAAUGUUUAAACCUUGUCAGUAAAGAGAAGAUAUCUCGGAAGUAUAAUGUUGAUGCCGGUCUUAUCGUCAAAGAGGUGUCAGCAGAAUCUAAUGCUGAGAAACUUGGUGUUAGGAUGGGUGAUAUUAUUCUAUCCGUGAAUGGUGAAGUCAUUGCUACUGCAGUUGAGUUGGAGAAUAAGUUGCUAGAUAUAAGCAAGGCCCUUUUGGAAAAAGGAAUUGUCCCUGGCUCCGGCGUGGAUGUAACGUUAGCGCUCGGCGUAUUCAACACCACCAAAUGUGCCCGUGGCAGAAUACUGUUAAGAGCAAAACUGUCAAAUGAUGAGGAAAUCAUCGAAGAAGGCUGCUCAGUCGUCUCCUUGAAGAACUUGCAAUUGUUUGUCUAUGGGUAG
This is a messenger RNA of Miscanthus lutarioriparius, 1599 nucleotides long. The record is from the annotation of a GenBank genome assembly. NCBI's taxonomy places the organism in Eukaryota, Viridiplantae, Streptophyta, Magnoliopsida, Poales, Poaceae.